GCCUGUGUGCGUCUGAGAGUGUGUAGGUGAGUGUGUCUGCGAGUGUGUGCGUGUGAGAGUGCAUAAUUGUGUGUGUGUGUCUGUGUGUAAAUGUGUGUGAGAGUGUGGUGUGAGAGUGUGUAGGUGAGUGUGUCUUUGUCGCUGGAGUUCUUGUGCAGUGAGGAAUACUACGGUACUGGAUGAUUUUUACUAUACUCCUGUACUAUGCUACUGACAUGGUGCUUCAAAGUAUACCAUGGUACAGGAGCUGCGCUCGUCUUCUCUCUAUCGCUCUCAGCAGCGCUUCUGUCUGUAGGUGAGAAAGCGACGCGCCGCGCCGCGACGCCCCGCCCCGCGCCGCGGUCUGACUCAGCGGGGGGCCGGGCUCAAACCGACUCCGUCACGCCGCGUCAGUCCAGAGUCGCACAAUUAUGAAAAAUCCACCUUCCGCUGGAGCUGCAGCGGACGCACACGACUCCCUCCGCCGCCACCGGGCUUUCCUUCCGAGGCUUACCGAGCAGCACGGCGCCGAUAGAUGGCUAGACGCCCCGGAUCAGCGCGUCGCGACUCUGAACGGUGAAGAGAAUGUCCCAGAAGUCCUGGAUCGAACACAGUUUCACCAAGAGGGAAUGUGUUUAUAUACUGCCCGUAUCAAAGGACCCACACAGAUGCCUCCCAGGAUGCCAAAUCUGUCAGCAGCUCGUGCGAUGCUGCUGUGGGCGUCUGGUUCGGCAGCACGUGGGCUUCACCGCCACACUGGCAGUGAAAUACUCAGACGUGCGUCUGACCGAGGGCGAGCUGUCCGAUCUGGAGCAGUGGUCAGUGGAGAAGCAGGAGGAGAGUCCCACUGAUGCUUACGGAGUCAUCAACUUCCAGGGAGGAUCCCAUUCGUACAGAGCCAAGUAUGUGCGUCUGUCCUAUGAUUCCCGUCCGGAGGCCAUCCUGAGGCUCAUGCUGAAGGAAUGGCAGAUGGAGCUGCCAAAGAUCGUCAUCAGCGUUCACGGGGGAAUCCAGAACUUCGACCUGCAUCCGCGGAUCAAACAGGUGGUGGGAAAAGGACUGAUCAAAGCUGCUGUCACCACCGGGGCCUGGAUCCUGACCGGAGGGGUCAACACAGGUGUGGCCAAACAUGUGGGUGACGCUCUGAAGGAACAUAUGUCCAGAUCGGCUCGGAAAAUCUGUACGGUGGGAAUCGCACCCUGGGGAGUGAUCGAAAACAGGAACGACCUCAUCGGGAGAGACGUUGUAGCGCCGUACCAAACCCUGCUGAAUCCUCUCAGUAAACUCAACGUGCUGAAUAACUUCCACUCGCAUUUCGUCCUGGUGGAUGAUGGGACAGUCGGGAAAUAUGGAGCUGAAGUCCGACUCAGGAGAGAGCUGGAGAAACACAUUAACCUGCAGAGAAUCCACGCCCGCAUCGGUCAGGGUGUUCCGGUCGUGGCUCUGAUCUUUGAAGGAGGUCCAAACGUGAUCCUGACGGUGCUGGAGUAUCUUCAGGAGAGUCCGCCGGUGCCGGUGGUGGUGUGUGAGGGGACGGGGCGUGCCGCUGAUAUACUGGCUUACGUACACAAGCAGACGGAGCAGGACGGAGCGCUGCCUGAUGGAGUUGAGGCCGACAUCAUUGCGACAAUCAAGAAAACGUUCAACUUUAGUCAGAGCGACGCUCUGCAUCUCUUCCAGACGCUGAUGGAGUGCAUGAAGAACAAAGAGCUGAUCACAGUGUUCCCUGUGGGCUCGGAGGACCAUCAGGACAUCGAUGUGGCCAUCCUGAAGGCUCUGCUCAAAGGCACGAACGCGUCGGCCUUCGAUCAGCUGGUCCUGACGCUGGCGUGGGAUCGGGUGGACAUCGCUAAAGAUCACGUAUUUGUUUACGGACAACAGCUGCUGGUGGGUUCCCUCGAGCAGGCGAUGUUGGAUGCGUUGGUGAUGGACCGUGUGGAGUUCGUUAAGCUCCUGAUAGAGAAUGGCGUCAGUAUGCACCGGUUCCUCACAAUCACACGUCUCGAGGAGCUGUACAACACGAAACAAACUCCAACCAAUCCGACGCUCUAUCACCUGGUGAGGGAUGUCAAACAGGGUAACCUCCCGCCCAACUAUAAGAUCACGCUGAUCGAUGUGGGUCUGGUGAUCGAGUAUCUGAUGGGAGGAACGUACAGGUGCAACUACACACGCAAACGCUUCCGCAUCAUCUACAACAACCUGCACGGGAACAGCCGGCGGUCAGGUCGACACACGGGCAGCAGCUCCCACGAGUCCUUCAGCAUUCAAGCAGAUAAAAAAGAGAAGACGCGACACAAUCACUUCAUCAACACGGCGCAGCCCUACAAACCCAGGCUGGACUCGGUCUCCGAGCAGCAGAAGAAGAAGAGUAAGGAGGAGGUGGUGGACAUCGACGACCCGGAGACGCGCCGCUUCCCGUACCCCUUCAACGAGCUGCUGGUGUGGGCCGUGCUGAUGAAGCGGCAGAAGAUGUCUCUGUUCUUCUGGCAGCACGGCGAGGAGUCCAUGGCCAAAGCGCUGGUGGCCUGCAAGCUGCUGCGCUCCAUGGGAUACGAGGCCAAGAAGAGCGACGUGGUGGAUGACACCUCCGAGGAGCUGAAGGAGUAUUCCAAUGAGUUCAGCACGCUGGCGGUGGAUCUGCUGGAGCAGUCGUUCAGGCAAGACGAGACGAUGGCCAUGAAGCUGCUGACGUACGAGCUGAAGAACUGGAGCAACUCCACCUGUCUGAAGCUGGCCGUGUCGUCGCGCCUCCGGCCGUUCGUGGCUCACACCUGCACACAGAUGCUGCUGUCCGACAUGUGGAUGGGUCGCCUGAACAUGCGCAAGAACUCCUGGUACAAGGUGAUCCUGAGCAUCCUGGUUCCUCCUGCCAUCCUCCUGCUGGAGUACAAGACCAAAGCAGAGAUGUCCCACAUUCCCCAGUCGCAAGACGCCCAUCAGAGCAUGGAGGACAGCGAGCACAACCUGCAGAAGCCUGACGACAUCCCCAUGGAUGUGUUUAAGGAAGCCCGUCCCAAUGAGAACGCGGAUGUGAAGAAUGAAACGGAGGUGCAUGUGCGUUCCCGCCGUUUACCCAUCACACGCAAGUUCUACGCCUUUUACCAUGCGCCUAUCGUCAAGUUCUGGUUCAACACGCUCUUUUAUAUCGGCUUCCUGAUGCUGUAUUCAUACGUGGUGUUGGUGAAAAUGGAGCUGUUUCCGUCUCCUCAGGAAUGGGUCGUCAUUCUUUACAUCUUCACUCUGGCGGUGGAGAAGAUCCGAGAGAUGUUCAUGUCUGAAGGAGGCAAAAUCAGUCAGAAGAUUAAAGUCUGGUUCAGCGACUACUUCAACGUUUCUGAUUUUCUGGCGCUCCUGAUGUUCUUCGUGGGCUUCGGCCUGCGCUUCGGCACGGGGAACGUGUUUAUCGCGGGCCGGAUCGUUUACUGUCUGAACAUUAUCUUCUGGUAUGUGCGUCUGCUGGAUAUCCUGGCUGUCAAUCAGCAGGCCGGGCCGUACGUCAUGAUGAUCGGGAAGAUGGUGGCCAACAUGUUCUACAUCGUGGUCAUUAUGGCCGUCGUGCUGCUGAGUUUUGGGGUUCCUCGUAAAGCCAUUCUUUACCCAAACGAGGAUCCUUCGUGGACUUUGGCGAAAGAUGUGGUGUUCCAGCCGUACUGGAUGAUGUACGGUGAAGUUUACGCGUACGAGAUUGACGUGUGUGCGAACUCGAGUGAGGAUCACGCUAAGGCGCUGUGUGCGACGGGUGUGUGGUUGACGCCGCUGCUGCAGGCCGUCUAUCUGUUUGUCCAGUAUAUUCUCAUGGUGAACCUGCUCAUCGCCUUCUUCAAUAACGUCUACAUGCAGGUGAAGUCCAUAUCCAACCUGGUGUGGAAAUACCAGCGUUACCACUUCAUCAUGGCGUACCACGACAAGCCCAUCCUUCCGCCGCCGCUGAUUCUGCUCAGCCACGUGGCGUCUGUGCUGUCGUCCAUCUGCAGGAAGAGGAAGAAGGACAGCAGCGCCUACGGACCAAAGCUCUUCCUGACCGAGGAGGACCAGAAGAAGCUGCACGAUUUCGAGGAGCAGUGUGUGGAGACGUACUUCCAUGAGAAAGAUGAUCAGUUUCACUCGGGGAGCGAAGAGAGAAUCAGACUCACAUCCGACAGGGUGGAAACGAUGUGUGUGCAGCUGAAGGAGGUCGGAAACAAGGUGAACUUCAUCAAGCGCUCUUUGCACACGCUGGAUUCUCAAAUCGGACACCUGCAGGAUCUAUCAGCGCUCACCGUGGACACGUUAAAAGCGCUAACGGCGCAGCGAGCGUCCGAGGCUAGCAAAGUGCACAACCAGAUCACGCGUGAACUUAGUGUCUCCAAGAAUCUGGGGCCCGAUGUCACGGGACACUCGAAGUCGAGCGCGCUGGUGCGGUGCAGCGUGGGAUUCCUGCCUCCCACCGCCAGCAUAGCGGAGUCUCUGUUUGGGGGCGGAGCCAAGGACCAAGCGCUGCAGGGGGCGGGGCUUCCUGUGAGCCCCGAGGUCGGAUCGAGGUCGGAUCCGGCCCCAGCCACGUUCUUCGUCAGCACGCCGUCGCAGCUCACCGACACGCACACGGAGCCGUCGCAUUUCGCAGUGGAGUUUGGGGCCUUCGUGGGUCACAAGGAUGAUCCUGAGGGUCAGAGGUCGUUCCCUAAAGAGGUUGCUGUGAGCGGCCGGCAGUCGAGUCCCUCCAGAAAGGCUCGUGAUGUGGCGGCGGCGCAGGGUCACAUGCGGACGGUGAACUCAUACGCCGGUUUCACCGAGUUCGACAGAAACCCUUCGUUCCUGCAUCCAGAGUCCACGCUCGGGAAGCAGGAGAGGACACGUGUGUCGUUGGAGGACGUCUCUCAUUAUGAGGAUCUGCUGCUGGGCAAAUCAGCACAAUCCAGCAAACUGAGUCCAGGAGACGACAUCUCAAACACAGGUCUGUACGCCGGGCGACACGCACACCUGGGGGCACGUAAGGACUCGAUCGGUUCUCCGUUCAAGCCCAUGGAGAGUUAUCAGUAUUCAGCGGUGGAGCGUAAUAACCUGAUGCGGUUGUCUCAGAGUAUUCCAUUCACCCCAGUGCCCCCUAGAGGUGAGCCGGUGACCGUGUACCGUCUGGAGGAGAGCUCUCCCAACAGCAUCAACAACAGCAUGUCGUCGUGGACUCAGCGCGGUCUCUGCGCUAAGAUCGAGUUCCUCAGUAAGGAGGAGAUGGGUGGAGGCCUGCGGCGGGCGCUGAAGGUGCUCUGCACCUGGUCCGAGUACGACAUCCUCAAGCCUGGACACCUGUACAUCGUCAAGUCCUUCCUGCCCGAGGUGGUCAACACCUGGCAGAGCAUUUACAGAGAGGAGACCGUCCUGCACCUCUGUCUCAGGGAAAUUCAGCAGCAGAGAGCAGCUCAGAAACUCACGUUUGCCUUCAACCAGAUCAGACCCAAAACCAUCCCAUACUCACCCAGGUUUCUGGAGGUGUUCCUGCUCUACUGUCACUCUGCCGGUCAGUGGUUUGCCAUCGAGGAGUGCAUCACUGGAGACUUCCGCAAGUUUAAUAACAACAACGGGGACGAAAUCGUCCCGACCAACCUUCUAGAAGAAACCAUGCUGGCCUUCAGCCACUGGACGUAUGAAUACACACGAGGAGAGCUGCUCGUGCUCGACCUGCAGGGGGUCGGUGAGAUACUGACAGAUCCGUCUGUCAUUAAGAGCGGAGAGAAAGGGUCUUAUGAUAUGAUCUUUGGCCCUGCGAAUCUUGGAGACGAUGCCAUUCGUAACUUCCGCGCCAAGCAUCACUGCAACUCGUGCUGCCGAAAACUCAAACUUCCAGAUCUGAAGCGGAACGACUACACUCCCGAUAAACUGACCCUGCAGCAUGACCCCUCCGAGGGCCCGUCCCAUUCGCCGCCUACAGGGGGCGCCGCGAAAGAACAGCGUCCCUCAAUGCGCUUAAUGCUGUGAGCCACACACACUCGCAUCACUGAAAACACUCUUCGCAAGACGGAAACUAAGACACGGUGUGUGUAUGUAGGACAUAAGCAUGCGUGUUUUAUACGAACGCGUCGCCUCUGAACAAAUGCAAUCUAGAGAUGUUUUAAGUCAUGUUUUAUCCUGUACAAUUAUAACAGGUAUUAUCAGCUUUUAAAAGUAUUUUUUUAAGUUUUUAUGUCUGUAUGAAACUAUAAAGUGGUUAAUAACUGGUACAAUAUCACUGUAUAGAGUUAAAUAUUUAUUCUAAACUACGACAAGUUGCCUUGUAUAAAAUAAAAGCAAUUUUACAUGUGAUGUAUGUCACUUUUUGGAAAGAAGACUUGCUCAUUAUACUAUUAUCUGAUUUUGUACAGAGCUGUAUGCCAAGAGAAUGUUUUUAUGUACAGAGCCUUAUGAAUGCAUUUAUGGUUCAGACUUCCUAUGUGUUUGAAUCUUGUCGAUUAUGGGCAGAUUGCAAUGCAAACGACAGCGCAGUGUGUGCGAUUUCACUGUGCUGACCACUGAAACCAGUCCAUGCAAUCAAUACUCACCUUUAUAAUGUUACAGCGGUACUGUUGUCCUUUACUGUCGUCGGAGGAUCACGUGAGAGUGUUAAUCUAGUGUAUCUCAUAGAUACAUUUAUCUGGCACGAUGCUAUCAGCUGAAACGUGAGAAUAUUUGAUGCUGGGGGAUAUUAUAUUAAUGGAUCUGUACACAUUUUUUUUACUGUAUAUUUAAUAAAACACUGAAAAAUCA
Molecule: messenger RNA, 6696 nt
Organism: Onychostoma macrolepis
Lineage: Eukaryota; Metazoa; Chordata; Actinopteri; Cypriniformes; Cyprinidae
Gene: trpm7
Product: transient receptor potential cation channel, subfamily M, member 7
Biological process (GO): monoatomic cation transmembrane transport; protein phosphorylation; protein tetramerization
Cellular component (GO): membrane
Molecular function (GO): ATP binding; protein serine/threonine kinase activity; calcium channel activity
Source: RefSeq, a predicted model, not a curated record